AUGUCAAUCAGAUUUUUGGUUGUCGUAAACCAGAGCAGCAUGUUGGACAUGCUGCCGCGCCUCAACCCGCGGCGUGUGGCGCUCACUCUAGCGCUUCUCGCGUACGCCCGCACUACUGGACGCAGUCUCCGCCAGCAGCACGCCUUGCUACUGCAGAAUGAGCCUCGUCUUCCUUGGCUGCAGCACGUUCAAGCUGCGCUUAAGUACACCACCACCGGGCAGCUCAUCGCAAGCUCUGAAUACCUUUUAUGUCUGAUCAAGCCUCAGAUGGCUGCGCGAAUCGGUCGAUUACUCGUGUGGAUGCCUCGAGAUUGCCGCGUCAACUGCCGCUAUGGACCUCACGAACGUAAUACGCUCGAUGUCUACGGGGUUCAAGCGCAUGGGGAGACAACAGUAGCUACGCCUGUGCUGGUCUUCAUGCACGGGGGAGCGUGGUCUUUUGGCCACAAGUGGCAGUACGCUCUGGUGGGGGAGUACCUGGCCACACAGGGCUUCUUGGUGGCAGUCAUCAACUACAGGACGUUCCCAAACGGCUCAGUGCUGGACAUGAUCAAGGACGUCGAGAAUGCUGUCUUCUGGGUCGCUGAGAAUUGUUCUUUGCUUGGUGGAGAUAGGAACAAGCUCUUUUUGAGCGGUCAUUCUUCUGGAGGACACGUGGGGGCGUUGGCUCUCGUCAACUCGGCAAUUCGUCUUGCUGGCAAUGACCCGAAGGCUAUGAAGGAAAAGGAGAUCGCGAUUAAUGUGCAUGGAUUCAUCGGACUUUCAGCGCCGUACGACAUCUCGGAUCAUUAUAUCUUUGAGAGCGAGCGGGCCGUUGGUCCGCUGAAUGGAGUGCACGAAAUUUCGUCAAUGAAGCCUGCUAUGCUGGGCAUGGGCAACUUCAAGAAGCUUAGCCCGACAGCGCUCUUUGCAGACGCGAGAAACAUCGGCUUCUCACUUCCGUCAUUUUACAUUCUGCAUGGAGAGGAUGACACGGUUGUUCCAACGAGUUCGUCGAAGAAACUUGUAUUCAAUCUGAAAAAAGCUGGUCAAGUUGCGACGUACUACGAAGUGAGCAAUUGUACACACGAGGAUAUGGUGUUUGCGGUUAUGGGGGACAACGUAGACUGCCGUACGGAUGUGGUUAACCUGCUGAAGCAGAUCAUGUUGGAGCCCAAGACGCUGCCUUCGGACACGACAAUUUUGACAGCGCCACCGUCACUGGCAUCGAAACUGUGA
Messenger RNA from Phytophthora nicotianae INRA-310, 1218 nucleotides. RefSeq lists its product as hypothetical. The transcript is spliced from 7 exons. The record is from RefSeq and is a predicted model, not a curated record. The coding region runs from base 1 to 1218 and encodes 405 amino acids. NCBI's taxonomy places the organism in Eukaryota, Oomycota, Peronosporomycetes, Peronosporales, Peronosporaceae.